CUCACAAUGAGAGGUCUGCUAGACCCGCGAGCUCGCCUGAGAGAGAGGCGUGGAACCCUUCGUCUCGACUUGAAACGCCCCAUGGCUCGGACCGAGACUCUAGAAAAAGCGACACGUCCGUGCAAGCUAUACCGAAGCACGGAGCAUGCAGCAGCAUGCCUGCACUGUGUACGUCGCCGAGUGCCUCUUUCGAGUCCGAGGACGUCAGUCGGAGCGGCGAUCAAGCUUCCCAUGCACCCUCGCCGGUCGCUUGCGGUGUGCUGAUCGGCUUUCUCUCUUUCUCUCCACCCUCGCGAGUCUUGCUGCACGGGCCGAUCAGCUGGCCCAGCCGGGAGAGCAUGCAUGCGUCUCUGGCAUCUGCCUCACCGCUCCGGUCGCCUGACAUACCUGCAUCACGGGCAACCUGCCCAUCUCUUACGAGACUCGUUGUCCCGGCUCGCCACGAGCAGCUGGAGGGCAGCGGCAGCGUCCACGCGCGGCUCGGAGAGCGUCGGAAGCGCGCCGAGGACACGCGCCCGCUUGCUUGCGGCGUGGAGCUGCAGUUCUUGCGGCACCUGCUUCCCAGCCAGCGAGCCCAGAGGCUGCUGUUGCGUGCUCAGCUGCGACUUGCGAGCUGUGUGCUGCAUGGGUGUGGCGGGCAUCUUGCAGGUGCAGCUUGCAGCUCGCAGCUCGCAGCUUCAGGGCGUUGUCGCGACCUCGAGCCGGCGCUGACUCUGAAGCAUGACUGUGGACGCCGAACGGAUCCGCGGCGCUUACGCCGGCGCUGCAGCACCCGCUCGAGUCAGCGGCUGAGAGCCCGCGCAGACGACGCUCAGCAAGCAUGAAGAGGGCCACCGCUCUCCGCCCUGCCGGAUGCACGCCGGGCAAGGGUGCAGCAGGGGCGGAGCUGCAAGUGGCGCAGCGUGCAGCGAAGCUGCCCGAGCGCACGCUGCAGCCUCGUGUGCAGCCUCGGAGCAGAGAAGCGACGGGGCGUGCACAGAGCUCGGCAGUCACAGCAGAGGCGGCGAGAGCGCCAUGUCCUGCGCCGCCUCUGCGCUCCGAGCGUACG
Molecule: messenger RNA, 1048 nt
Organism: Tilletiopsis washingtonensis
Lineage: Eukaryota; Fungi; Basidiomycota; Exobasidiomycetes; Entylomatales
Exons: 1
Coding region: 156-824 (222 amino acids)
Source: RefSeq, a predicted model, not a curated record